Molecule: messenger RNA, 2110 nt
Organism: Meleagris gallopavo (turkey)
Lineage: Eukaryota; Metazoa; Chordata; Aves; Galliformes; Phasianidae
Source: RefSeq, a predicted model, not a curated record
AUGGGAUUUAGAUUCAAGUCUGACAGCAGAAUUAACUUGACUGAAGGAGAUGAGCGAAUUCCUGUUCCAGUGGUGGCAGCUCCGGGAGAAGGAAGGAAUGGGCUGUUGGGGAUGGCACUGUUUGAGCAGGCUGGUUCCCCUGAAUGCUCUGUGUCCAUCAGGAGGCCUGGGAGUUCCAGAGGUGAUUGGGCUGAUCUUUGUUUUAAAUGUUUUCUUCAGAAAUACCGCUAUCAGGAUGAAGAUACGCCUCCACAGGAGCACAGCUCCCCGCACAUUGCCAACGAGGUGACGGGUCCAGAGCUGGUUCAUGUAUCAGAGAAGAAUCUGUCCCAGAUUGAGAAUGUACAUGGAUUUGUUUCUCAUUCUCAUAUUUCACCAGUAAAGCCCACAGAAGCUGUUCCUUCCUCUUCUCCCAUUGUCCCUGUGAUCCCUGUCCCACCAGUCCCUGCUGAGACCACUGUCAUCCCAUCCACCAUACCACAGGCAAAUCCACCUCCAGUUCUGGUGAAUACAGAUUCUUUGGACACUCCAACAUAUGUCAAUGGCACAGAUGCAGAUUAUGAGUAUGAAGAAAUUACUCUUGAAAGGGGAAAUUCAGGACUUGGCUUUAGCAUUGCAGGUGGCACAGACAACCCACAUAUUGGGGAUGAUUCAGGUAUUUUCAUUACAAAAAUUAUAGCCGGAGGUGCAGCUGCACAGGAUGGAAGAUUACGGGUUAAUGAUUGUAUCCUACGAGUAAAUGAGGUUGAUGUUCGUGAUGUGACACACAGCAAAGCAGUCGAAGCAUUAAAAGAAGCGGGAUCAAUUGUGCGAUUGUACGUCAAAAGAAGAAAACCAGUGACAGAAAAAGUAGUGGAAAUAAAACUUGUAAAAGGCCCUAAAGGUCUUGGUUUCAGUAUUGCUGGCGGUGUAGGAAAUCAGCAUAUACCUGGAGACAACAGCAUCUAUGUUACCAAAAUAAUUGAAGGAGGGGCAGCCCACAAGGAUGGGAAACUUCAAAUUGGUGACAAACUUUUAGCUGUGAAUAGUGUUUGCUUAGAAGAAGUUACUCAUGAAGAAGCAGUGACUGCCUUAAAAAACACUUCUGACUUUGUUUAUCUGAAAGUUGCAAAACCCACCAGCAUGUUCAUGAAUGAUAGUUACGCCCCUCCUGAUAUCACAAACUCUUAUUCUCAACCAGUGGACAACCAUAUCACUCCAUCUGCCUACUUAGGACAGUCCCUUCCUCCGGCAUCUCCAGGGCGAUAUUCACCAAUUCCAAAGGGAAUGCUUGGAGAUGAUGAGAUUACCAGGGAGCCUAGAAAGGUUGUCCUGCAUCGAGGAUCAACAGGUCUUGGUUUCAACAUUGUUGGAGGAGAAGAUGGAGAAGGAAUUUUCAUCUCUUUCAUCCUUGCAGGAGGACCAGCUGAUCUCAGUGGAGAACUUAGGAAAGGCGAUCGUAUAAUUUCUGUAAAUGGAGUCGACCUGAAGGCAGCCACCCAUGAACAAGCAGCAACAGCUUUGAAGAAUGCAGGCCAAGCAGUAACUAUAGUGGCUCAGUACCGUCCAGAAGAAUACAGUCGUUUUGAAGCUAAAAUACAUGAUUUACGGGAGCAGAUGAUGAACAGUAGCAUUAGUUCAGGAUCAGGAUCUUUGCGAACCAGCCAGAAGAGAUCCCUAUAUGUCAGAGCUCUGUUCGAUUAUGACAAGACUAAAGACAGUGGCCUUCCAAGUCAAGGACUGAACUUCAAAUUUGGUGACAUUCUCCAUGUCAUUAAUGCUUCUGAUGAUGAAUGGUGGCAAGCACGGCAGGUAACUCCAGAUGGAGAAAGUGAUGAAAUUGGAGUUAUCCCAAGCAAACGCAGAGUUGAGAAAAAAGAACGAGCCCGUUUAAAGACAGUGAAAUUCAAUUCCAAGACAAGAGGAGAGAAAGGGCAGUCAUUCAAUGACAAGCGUAAAAAGAACCUCUUUUCCCGAAAAUUUCCCUUCUACAAGAACAAGGACCAGAGUGAGCAGGAAACCAGUGAUAUUGACCAGCAUGUAACCUCUAAUGCCAGCGAUAGUGAAAGUAGUUACCGUAAGUGUUUUUAAGUUCUUUAUUUAGAAUCUUUGUUUAGUAGCUCUUCCUUUG